Gasterosteus aculeatus aculeatus (three-spined stickleback) is the source of this 1904-nucleotide messenger RNA. RefSeq names its product CDKN2A interacting protein (gene cdkn2aip). Lineage: Eukaryota; Metazoa; Chordata; Actinopteri; Perciformes; Gasterosteidae. Gene Ontology annotation, cellular component: nucleoplasm; nucleolus. The record is from RefSeq and is a predicted model, not a curated record.
CGUCGCUAGUCUUGCGUCAUCAUUCGGUCGUGUAGCUAGCUAGCAGCACCUCGCAACGGAGAGAACUCGGCAUGGCGUGUGAGACGAGCGAAGGAGACGUUGUUUCGGAGUACCUGGACCAGAACCCCCGGCUGGCCCAAUGGGUCGACACGUUCAGGACCUACUGCGAGAGCAACAAGCAGUGGGCUGCUCGGAGGGAGUUCCUCCUCAGGAACAUGGAGGCUUUCCCCGCGAUGGAGCCCGGAGUCCCCAGCAGCAGCCUGGACAAGCUGCUCUCGCUGUCCAUGGUGUGGGCCAACCACGUCUUCCUCGGCUGCAGCUACCCACAGGCUGUGAUGGACAAGAUCUCUGAGAUGGGUGAGGGGAUAGUCGUGAAGGACGGCCCGAUGCACAAAACCACAAAGGAUGGAAUCCUGUCCAGAGGAAAGCGGGGCGCCGCGGCUGACGGCGACGGCGCUGUGAAGAGAUCCCGAUGCGGAGCUAACGAGCGCGGCCAGAAAUCCGGCCCUCGGCCACAGGCGCCGGCGGAGCACCAGCCCUUCUUCAACCGCCUCUACAAGGCCGUGGCCUGGAAGCUGGUGUCGGCGGGGGGCUUCGGCCCCAACCUGGACCACUUUGAAAUACUUCGCAGCUGCGUGGAGUCGUGUAAAGAGACCCUGACCAGCGUGUUCGUGCCGCUGAAGGACAUCGCCGGCCUCCCCGCCGCUCGCACGCAGAAGGAGGGCCACGUGUGCGAGAUCCGCUGUCGGACGGUGUACAUGGGGACGGGGUACGGGCGGGACGAGGCCGCCGCCAGGGCCAUGGCCUCCAAAGAGGCCCUGAAGGUCUUCCAGGGCCGAAAAGUGACAGUAAAGAUCUGCAGGCGGAGGUACAAGGGGAAGGACGUGGAGGAUCUGAUGCUGCUGGACGAGCAGCCCCGGAAUCAGGGCUUCCCUCCGGCUCUCAGCUUCCCCUUCGAGGCCGAGCGGCGGGAAGACGGCUCCUCGUAGGGCGUUUGCUGCCGCCGCGCCUGCCCGGAGAUGAGACAACGCGCCGCCCGCUGGUGGAGCUGCUGAAGGAACUCGAGAGCGCGACGGGGUCCGGACCGAUUGUCAAUUGCCACAAUGCUUGUUUCAUGACGCCGCUGGCACGUUGUCAGCGGAACGAUGUCCGGGACGUCGCUUUCAGCUGCACUGGCGGCGUGUGACGUGCCGUCAUUCGAAGGUCAGACCGCCGCGAACUGGAAGGAAACGUUAAACCAACAAAAGGCAAAAGCGUUUGAGGUUAAAACUUGAAGAAACACUUUUGGCCGUCGCGUUCGGCGUGCGUUUAAUUUUCCCACUGUUGAUUCCUGCUGUGACGCUGCUGCUUUUCAUCUGAUGCUCGGCUGUGACAGGUGAUCAUAACCGGGAACGUUUCCCGGUUAUGAUCACCCGUCACUUCACCUGAUUAUUUUGUUUAUGUUGAACUUAAUUUUUUUCAAUUGAAUUGAUAUCAAUUAUUUUAGUUUUUUCACAAAUGUUCCAAUUAACUGUUUGAGCUGCUGGUUGUUUCUGUGUCUCAUUUCUACUGAUCCAAAUAUUAAUUGUUCAAAGUUGGACCUCGCUCAAGUUAUUCAGAGGCACCCACGUUUAAAAUUGUUUUGUACCGCAGCAUGUUCAAGAGGCCGAACAGUGCUCAUCACUAAGUACUAAAUGCUUUUAUUUUAGUUCAUUCUUUAACUUCACUGUUUAAAAGAAGAAAGACUGAGACCCGACGUCGAGAAGUUCCCCGUGAUGACGGUCGCCAUGGUUGCUGUGACUUCUUUUCUUUUCCCGUUUGGGUCAAAGGUCAACAGGGUUUCUUAGAAGUGUGAGUUCCCGUAUGUUACUGUACAUUUACACCAAUGUUCUGUUUCUAAAUAUAUUUUUAAAUGAACAAAAUCA